This is a messenger RNA of Vitrella brassicaformis, 3921 nucleotides long. The record is from the annotation of a GenBank genome assembly. Lineage: Eukaryota; Vitrellaceae.
CGGAAACAAAAGCCGCAGCAGCUUCUAUGCCUACAGGAGAGCCCUCAUCAAACAGGUACAGAGAUGCGCUGACAAACACUCAUCCGAUUCGACCCAUCCACCCAUCCAUGCGCGACGGAUGAAUGCGCCCGUGUGCUGUGCUGUGGUGCUGUGUGUUCUUCUUUCUUAGCCCUCCGUUGAGUCAGUCGGCGUCCACGUGCACUGCCAGGGUGCGCCGUGCACUGAGGGUGUGUGUCCGCGUGAGGCCGCCUCUGGAAAGGGAGCUGGGAGGCUGCCUGCUUUUGCGCCCGGACCAAGUGGUGAUCACACCAACAUGCUGUUGUUGUAUCACUCAUCAAUUGGUCUGUGGUCUUUUCUUUCACCUGUCAGGCGGAGUGUUUGUCUGAUGGCCGUACGCUGAUUCUGCGUGAGAUCCUGUCUUACUCAGUGCCGCCAUGUCGACCCCAGGGCCUCUCGCGCAAUGCCUCUCUGUCGGAUCUGCGAGUGAGGGACGGCAAUGCGCUGUGGCGGGACGGCGAUGCCGAGCAGUGGGCCGCUCGCCGCCGGUGUGCUGCACAGUAUAUCUUCACCUUUGACAGAGGUGAGGUGAGGUGGCAUGGCGUGGGGCAGUCAGUGAUCAGAUGGGAUGGGACGAGAGGAGGGGAUAUGGAUGGAUGCGCGUGUGUGUGUGUGUGUUCAGUGUUUGGUGUGGGUGCUACCCAGGAGGCCGUGUACGAGAGCAUGGUGCGGCCGGCUGUGCGGCAGGCGAAAGAGGGCUUCUCAUCCACCAUUUUCGCAUAUGGACAAACAGGUGGGCUUACACGACUGACGCCCGCAUUCUUUCGUCUGCACGCGUGACGUACUUACAGGGGCCGGCAAGACGUAUACGAUGGAGGGCAUCUUGGACCGGCCAAACCACCCACAGAGAGGUAGGCAGGUCGGAAGGUGGGCAGGCACCGACACACACACACACACACACACCAACGUUGGCACCUAUUCAGGCAUUUGCCCUCGUGCUGUGGCGGACCUGUUUGCCCUGGGGCGGCAGCAGGGCAGUGGUUUGGGGCCGUUUCGCAUGAGAGUGUCGUUCGUGCAGAUAUACAACGAGGCAAGAAGGAGGGAUCAAGAAUUCUCGACAUCAUGUGUUUGUGUGACGCACGCAAAAAUUGUUAAAAUUCUUUCGCAGGUAGUGACGGACCUGCUGCAGCCUUCCAACACGAAUCUGCCAAUGCGGUAUGCUAUGCGCGCCUCAGCCCGCACACAAGGCGGAUGGCAUGGAAACACAUGCCUGCCUGCCUGCCUGCCUGCCGUGUGUGGGUGUCAUGUCCGUUCAUCUGUCAGUGAGGACAAGCGCCGCGGCGUCUUUGUGGACGGCUUAUCGGAGUGGCCUCUCACUCACCCUCAAGACAUCUAUCGGUCGCUCAACUCAACCAGAAAGAAAGAGAGAGCACUGUUGCGCAUCCCCUGUCUGUCUGUUUGUCUGUCCGUCCGUCUGUCCGUCCGUCCGUCAAUCAGCAUACUGUCCCAGGUCGACGACGUGCGGCCGAUCGCGCCAACAACGGUCAACGACAGGUCCUCCCGCAGCCAUACCAUGCUCACCCUGCAGAUAGACAACAACAGCCCCCACCCACACCCACAACCACACGCACACGAGCCCCAGCCCGCUCUGUGUGCGCCUGGUCGUCGUGGGGGGCGGCUGCAUCUGGUGGACCUGGCUGGAAGCGAACGUGUGCGGCUGACUGGGGCCACUGGUGUGCGUCUGGAGGAGAGCAAGCGCAUCAAUCAGUCGCUGGCCGCACUGGGGAAUGUUGUCAUGGCUCUCACACACGGGAGGAAGGUACGAGCGAAACAGGGAGGGAGGGAGGGAGGGAGGGGUGAACGGUUCCUUCCUUCCGAUGUGCGGAUGUGUGUAUGUGUGUAUGUGUGUGUGUGUGUGCGUCAGCAUGUGCCGUAUCGUGACAGCAAGCUGACCAGGCUGCUGCAGGACUCUCUCGGCGGUUGGUGCAUCACCACUCUCAUCGCAUGCAUCGCACCCACUCCCGAGGUACAGUACUCAGGCGUCUAGACAUUCCGAGCAUGGCACAGCACAGCACCCCUUUGUCUUUCUUUCCCGUGUGUGUUGUGUUCUCUCUUCAGUCGUUCGGUGAGAGCCUGUCCACCCUCAAGUUUGCGCUGAGGUCCAACAGAGUGCACAAUGAGCCGCAGAUACAGGUAGGUAGCUCGUACACACACACAGACAGAAAUCACAUAUAUGCACUCAUAUCCACUACACACAGAUAGAGGAGCUGCCCUGGACAGCCUCAAUGGCCUCCGCAAACAUGCGCCACGUUGCUGCCGGACUUCGGCAAGACCUCACCUCAACAAACGACGUAAGCAUAGCACACGACAGCAGAAGAGUUGUCAAUUGGUCGCCAUCCAAUCCAUGUGCUGCAGGCUGCAUCCAUCCCCUCAGGCCCCUUCUCCCGCGCCGGCAGCCGCCCCAGGACGCCUCACGAGGGCCGUGAUGCCACGAGCCUUCUCGGCAUGGCGACCGACGGCAGCAGGUCGCGGUGCCCGUCGCGUCGGCGUGAGCGUGAGGGCGAGACGGGCCAGGUCAAUCGGUAUCGUCAGUUGUUGAUGCGGCAGAGGGAGACCAUGGCUGGUAGGAAUUGCUAUGGCUAUCUUUGUAUGCAUGAAUGGAUAGAUGGAUGGAUGGGCGGUAUGCAGAGUUGGCGUCGAGUCUUGCGCAUCGUGACGAGAAGCUUAGGAGCCUGCAACACCAAUACGACUCGCUGCAGCAGUAGGGACAGCACCCUUACCACAUCCACAUGGGAGGCGUGGAUGGUAUGGAUGGAUGGAUGGAUGUGUGUGUCAGGGAGCACCUGUCGCUCAUCUCCCAGCUGCAGCCGGCCCCCCUCGCCCCAUCUCGCUCCGUGCAGACAGUGCCCCACACUCCCUCAUCCACACCUCUCUACUUUCCCGGCGCCACAAGGCAAGAGCCAUCUGACAUCGAUAUCGACAUCGACGACAGCUGCCCACCGCCCUCAAUCGGCGUCAGAAGUGGCCGGCAGGUCGAGCCCUUCCCCGUCGACCACUCCCCUCACUAUGUGCCCUCUGCACAGGGGAGCAUGGCCAUCAGCCAGACGACUCGGCUUCGUCUCGGCGACCCCUCCCCUCCUCGUGCACGCGCCGCUCGCUCAGCCUGCAGCUCACCCCUGCGGCCAGUUGGGGGCACUGGCGGGCAACCAAGACGGCAGUCGCCAUUCGCUGCCCGUGGGCGGGACCUCCCCUCCGUCCCUAUCGUCGAGGGAGUGCCGUCGCCCUUCUCUCAUCAGUCCGCCAGAAGGAGGAUAGACAACCAGCAGACGUCAUCUGCGCGGCUGGUCGGCGGAGACCGGGCCACAUUAUCCACUUCCAGUGCUUCGGCAGUGCCAAUUAGCAGCACCGACCCUGUCUUCUCCUUCCUGGACGGCCUGAGAGGCAAGGCCGCGUCGAUGAGGGCAGAUGAGCCACGAGAUGUGGAUCAUGAUCAUGGCCCUUCCCAAGCUGACCCUGGCCACCCUCCGGCAGCACCAGCAGCGGCGUGGGAGGACUCUCCCUCCCUGUGGCUUGACUCCCUUCUCGAUGGCCUCGACACAUCAGCACCUCCCAGCGGCACCAAGAUCAGACCAUCAUCGUCUCUGCGUUCGAAGGAUGCCGCCCUGAUCCGAGACGCAUUGGACGAUGUGGCACUGUCGAGGGGGCGUGCCAUUGCCGUGGGGAGCAAGGCGGAUGCGGCACUGGCUGAGAUGGGCAUAGGGGGGGAGGGUGUGGGCAAGCGAUGGAUGGGCACACCUAGCUUUGGCCGGUUGGGGGAGGAUAGAUGAGCUGUGUGGCGGUCGCUACUUGUGAGUAUUUGUCUGUGCUGCACAUAUAUACAUAGUGGAAUGGAAUGGAAUGGACCAGCUCGAAAGAAAGUGCCUU